This is a messenger RNA of Ostreococcus lucimarinus CCE9901, 822 nucleotides long. RefSeq lists its product with no specific name. The coding region runs from base 1 to 453 and encodes 150 amino acids. NCBI's taxonomy places the organism in Eukaryota, Viridiplantae, Chlorophyta, Mamiellophyceae, Mamiellales, Bathycoccaceae. The transcript is spliced from 2 exons. The record is from RefSeq and is a predicted model, not a curated record.
AUGGACGCCCCCGACGCGGUGGCGCCGACGCACGCCGUCGCGGGCGCGGCGAACGUCGGCGCGUGCGGCGCGGCGCACGCGACGACGCUCGAGGCGCUGGACAGACGGCCGGACGCGCGAGGCGCGACGACGCACGCCGUCGCGGGCGCGUGCGUCGGGACGGGCGCGGCGUGGGUGAGGUGGGGACGACGCGCGGCGACGGCGGGCGCGGCGUGCGGCGCGGCGGCGGCGGGCGGCGCGAGGGCGUGCGCGACGGCGCUCGAGGGCGCGGGAGAGCGCGGGUACGAGUUCCCGAGGUGGUUUCCGGUGCAAAUCGUGCGAGAGGAGGGGCGCGAGGACGAGCUGCUGGCGCUUAUGGGGCGGGCGCAGCGAGGCGAGCUGUCGGCGGAGGACGAGGCGAGGACGCGGGACGCGUACGCGCGGUGGAAGAUGCGUCGAGCGGGGAGAGGGUAGAGGCGCGCGCGGCGAAGCGGUGAAGUGGAAAAGUUAGCGUAGAAUACAAUCGCGAUCGGCGAACGUCGGUCGAGACGCGACGCGACGCGACGCGCGCGCGCGCGAGGCUCAAAUCAUCGAAGGCGGCGUCGCGCCGAGAGACGCUAAACGUUUGAGCAUGUCUCGCCCGAAACUCCCCGGCGAGUCGUCGCGCGCCAGAGGCACCGAAAUUUCAAACGGGAAGCUCACGACGUCGCUCGUCGUCACCGGCGGCACGUGCGCCUUCAUCUCGUUCACCAAUCCCAGCACGUGUCGCUGCGUCCCGACGACUUGGUCUCGCAGCGCCUCCCGCGCGCGCGCGCGCUCCGUCUCGUCCAACUCCUCACCCCU